Messenger RNA from Macrobrachium nipponense, 3235 nucleotides. It is a transcript of the gene Strump, whose product is annotated as WASH complex subunit 5-like. The record is from RefSeq and is a predicted model, not a curated record. Gene Ontology annotation, biological process: regulation of actin nucleation; endosome organization; actin filament polymerization. Gene Ontology annotation, cellular component: WASH complex; endosome. Lineage: Eukaryota; Metazoa; Arthropoda; Malacostraca; Decapoda; Palaemonidae.
CAAACCUGGAAGCCCUCGUAGUAAGAUCAGGUGACUUGUCAAGUGGGCGUAUAUUUGUCAACAGCAAUUGGGCGUAUUUUGCAGCAGUAAUUGGGCGUAUUUGUCAGCAGUGAUAGCAACAGAUCUGGAUGGAGUAAAAAGAAGAAUGAAUCUUUUGGCAGAAAAUAACCUUUGUGGGCAAGUUUUACUCCGCUUAGUUGCAAGAGGUAAUUCAAUUAUUGCCGAACUACUCAGGUUGUCUGGAUAUGUUCCACAAGUUUUCAGAUUAGAAACAAAAGCUGAGCAGCAGAAGUAUGGAGAUGUUGUACUUGAUUUUACGUACUUCAAAGCACCAGAAGGUUUUAAUAAGAAAAUAGAAGAUUCACAGGUACUUUCUGAUAUAGAUGAUGAAAUUAGGGAAAGUCAUUCCAGUAUUACAGGAAGGAUAUACUCUGCAUUUGAGAGCAUCCAUCGAUAUGUCACAGAGCUUAACACUUAUCUACAGGACUUAAAUGAAGGUCUUUAUAUUCAGAGAACUCUAGAAAAUGUGUUUACAGAUGAGGAUGGGAAGCAACUCAUGUGUGAAGCCCUAUAUUUGUAUGGGAUCAUGUUAUUAGUAGUUGACUCGGUUUUCCUGGGUUUAGUUCGUGAAAGAAUUAUUGUGGCUCAUCACCGCCAUGCUGGCCAGAAAGCUACCAGUGACACAAAUAUCGACGAUGUUUGCAAGCUUCUUCGAUCUACAGGUUACUCUAAUGUUCCUGGAACGCGAAGACCUGCAAAUUAUCCGGAGGAGUAUUUCAAGAGAGUUCCACUGCCCAACAAUUACCUGAGUCUAGUGAUAGGCCAUUUGAGAUCAGAUGAUAUAUAUCAUCAGGUCCAAGCAUAUCCAUCACCAGAACAUCGCUCUGCAGCAUUGGCUAAUCAGGCUGCUAUGCUGUACGUAUGUCUUUACUUCACUCCAUCAGUGCUACAUUCCCAGACAGCCAAAAUGAGGGAGAUUGUAGAUAAGUACUUUCCUGAUAACUGGGUGAUCAGUUACUACAUGGGGAUGACAGUUAACCUGAUUGAUGCAUGGGAACCUUACAAAGCCGCUAAACAAGCACUGAACAACACCUUAGAGGCUGCAAAUAUUAGAGAACAGGCAUCAAAGGUUGGUGCAAAAGUUAUCAACUUAGUGAAGCGAACAGACCAGUUGUUGAGUGAGGGGUCCAUGAGUGAAAGUAGAGUGCUGGAUCACAGCAACAGGAUUUUAAAUUUGCUUCGAGAGUGUAAUGUAACGUUGCGUUGGGUGAUUCUUCACGCAGCCUCUCUUGGUAAAACUGGUGGAGAGGGCAAUAAACGAUGUAAAACUAUUAGAGAGCAGGCUGUGAGUGAUAUGCAGUAUUCUUCAAUUCUGAUUCCAUCUGUUGUUGAAUACAGCAAUUUGGAAAAUGAUCUUAAUCAAACAUACAAGAAACUUGUUGAAGAAAAGGCAGAGAGAUGGGACAAAUACAGGAAAGAUGCUAAUGACCAUGUUUUGGAGCUAGCAGAGGUGUUUGCAGGUAGCCGACCUCUUGCAAGAGUUGCCAAAAAUGAUCGUCUAAACAAGUGGUUCAAGGACACAGGAGAGCAGAUAAUGGGACUUGGCUUGGAAGAACCGAGCACUGCGGGAAGGAAAAUUAUUCAACUAAUACAAGCACUAAAAGAAGUGAAAGAAUUCCAUGGUUUGGAAUCAAGCGCAGGAGUGGUACAAGCUGUCGGAGAGGUGGUCAGCUGCCUUCAGACGCUAGUCAAAGUUGCAGGAGUAGCAGAGGAUAAUCUUGUGACCCUUUCAUUGAUAUCGGACUUUAGUUACUCAUGGAUAUUGGUUGAUGAAUAUACAAAAAUAAUGCAGAGUGCCAUUAAAAAGGACCCUUCGCAUGUAGCAAAAAUGCGAGCCACCUUCCUGAAAUUGUCAUCUGGCUUGGAUCUCCCUCUUCUUCGAAUUAACCAAGCACGCAGCCCUGAUUUAAUAUCUGUGUCAGCGUAUUACUCUGGAGAAUUGGUUUCUUAUAUAAGAAAGGUUCUUCAGAUCAUUCCAGAAACAAUGUUUGGUCUCUUAGCCAAGAUAAUUAAGCUUCAGACUGAAAAGAUUAAACCUGUGCCAACUCGGCUGGACAAAGAUAAGUUGAGAGACUUCGCUCAGUUGCAAGAACGAUAUCAGAUGGCAGAAUUAAGCCAUGGUGUAGCAGUUCUUGCUGAAGGUGUUGCAAUGAUGGAAAUACAUUUAGUUGGUGUGGUCCAAGUAGACCCUCGUCGUCUGCUGGAAGAUGGCGUUCGCCGAGAGCUCGUUUUACUUGUUGCUAAAAUAUUGCACGAAGGACUUACGUUCAACACAAAAGUAAAGGAAAGUGAAUUGUACAAACGUCUUGCCUUGGUUGGUCAACAGAUGACAGGCUUCUGCACUUCCUUUGAAUUCAUCCAAGAUUACAUUAGUAUGUAUGGCCUCAAGAUAUGGCAAGAGGAGAUGUCACGAAUUGUUAACUAUAAUGUAGAACAGGAGUGCAAUCAGCCGAAGAAGAAAAUCUCAGAUCAUGAGAGUGUCUACCAAAGCACAGCGAUACCCAUUCCAAAGUUCCAGCCUACUGAUCCUCAGUCAGUCAAUUUCAUUGGCAGACUGGUGAGGGAGAUUCUGCGAAUUACUGAUCCCAAGACAACUGUGUACAUCUCACAGCUCGGAACAUGGUAUGACACACGAACGCAUUCUGAAGUGUUAUCAAUGACUGUCUUGGCUAAAAUUGAAUCAAGCAUCAGCACUGCAGGACUUACAGGAGUCGACAAGUUGUUAGCAUUCCUUAUUGUAACUGAACUUCAGAAUCUUGUCCAAGAAAUGACUAAUUGUACCAAAGAUGCUGGCAUAAAAGACCUUUUGAAAGCGAUGAGUCAACAGAUUUCUCCUAGCUCUAAUGUAAUAGGCCAACCACAGCGACAUUACAGCGCUGGAUACAGCGAUCCUCCAAGUUAUCUAACCUUGUAAUUGACCGUGUGAUGAGAGUGGGACAAAUGCAGGUUCUUAGGCUCCAUGCAGCUAAUCGUCUGAUUUCAUCGUGCCAGUUUGAUUCUAAGUAUUUAGCUUCAGCACUGUCCACUAUGAACCAGUCCUUGAUGGCUGAUGUGAAACGUCAUUACAUAGAUCCAACUCGUCCUUAUCCUGACGAGGACGGCACUCUUACGAGUGAACUGAGCACUUAUUUAGAAUGGUGUGGUAUGACUCAGCCUUUGGAAAGAAUAUAUAUAA